Molecule: messenger RNA, 1121 nt
Organism: Drosophila arizonae
Lineage: Eukaryota; Metazoa; Arthropoda; Insecta; Diptera; Drosophilidae
Gene: STUB1
Product: STIP1 homology and U-box containing protein 1
Biological process (GO): proteasome-mediated ubiquitin-dependent protein catabolic process; cellular response to misfolded protein; positive regulation of proteolysis
Cellular component (GO): Z disc; cytoplasm
Molecular function (GO): ubiquitin protein ligase activity; protein-folding chaperone binding
Source: RefSeq, a predicted model, not a curated record
AAAAAUUACCCACACACACAUAGAUACUUUCAUAUAUUUUAUGCUGAAGGGAACACGGAAAGUAGACUUAUUAAAUGGUGCAUCGGUAUACAGUUUAAAUGAUUCGUCGAUUCCGUUGUGGUUCUCUUGCUCCGGUUACUCGUGUCACUUGCUUUUGACAGUUCAUAUGCCUAUAUAACAAAUUUUCUCUGGAAAGUACGAAACAAUUCAGAAAGCAAAACUAUUCUUAACAUGACGAGCAAACAUAUAUAUUCAACCACAAAUUUAUCUGACCUGCAAUUGAAGGAGCAGGGCAAUUGUUUAUUUGCGGCCCGCAAAUAUGACGAUGCGAUUAUAUGUUACUCGAAAGCCAUUAUUAAGAAUCCCACAAAUGCAACCUACUUUACGAAUCGUGCGCUUUGCAAUCUAAAGCUAAAGCGUUGGGAGCUGUGCUGUCAAGAUUGUCGACGAGCUUUGGAUAUAGACGCCAACUUACUAAAAGGACAUUUUUUCCUUGGUCAGGGACUUAUGGAGAUUGACAAUUAUGACGAGGCUAUAAAACAUCUACAGCGUGCCUACGAUUUGUCAAAGGAACAAAAGCAGAAUUUUGGAGAUGAUAUAACCUUGCAAUUGCGGUUGGCACGCAAAAAGCGUUGGAAUAUUAUGGAAGAAAAGCGAAUACUUCAAGAAAUUGAGCUGCAAACUUAUUUAAAUCGUCUAAUCAAAGAUGACAUGGAAAACCGCUUAGCCAGCUUAAAGCUAAAUGAAAACUUGAAUGAGGAAAACUUAAAGGAAAAGCAACAAGAAAUUGAACAAGAAUGCGAUGAUCAUAUUAAAGAGCUUAAUAAUAUAUUUGCUAAAGUGGACGAACGUCGAAGGAAACGCGAUGUGCCCGAUUUUCUGUGUGGGAAAAUAAGUUUUGAAAUAUUAACUGACCCGGUAAUUACUCCAUCAGGCAUUACAUAUGAGCGUAAGGAUAUCGAGGAGCACUUGCAACGUGUUGGCCAUUUUGAUCCUGUAACAAGAGUGAAACUCACGCAGGAUCAGCUAAUACCAAACUUCUCAAUGAAGGAAGUAGUUGACUCAUUUAUUGCUGAGAAUGAAUGGUCUUUAGAUUAUUGAUUUGUUGUAGUCUGUAAACA